CUCCUAAAGCCAAUUGUGAUCCGACCCGCCCCGUUGAAAGUGUUCCAUAGUCUGGAUCCGGAUACCUUCGGCUUGUCAAGUACACUUGUGCCAGGCAGCCAGCGCCUUCCACUCAUUUUCUCGGCAUUCGAAACAAGUUAUUAAAUUGAAAUUAAGGCGGGCGAGAAACCCAGAAGGUCCGUUUUCAUCUCUAGCUGCUCAGAGGUGGCGAGAAAAAAUUUCUCACUUUUCCUAGUUGUGUGAGUCGCAAUGGAUUUGGACCCUGACGACGUCUUCAGAGACGAUGAAGACGAUCCCGACAAUGAUUUUUAUCAGGGGAGAGAGUCAACUAAAGAACUGGUGGUGUAUCUGGUCGACGCUUCUCCCAAAAUGUUUGCCACUUCUUGCCCCGGAGAAGAUAAGAAGGAUGAAACUCAUUUUCACAUGGCUGUCAGUUGUAUUGCAGAAUCAUUAAAGACCCAGAUCCUUAAUAGAUCAUAUGAUGAAGUUGCAAUUUGCUUCUUUAACACCAGGGAAAAGAAGAAUUUGCAAGAUCUAAAUGGUGUUUUUGUAUAUAACGUUGCCGAACGUGAGUUCCUAGACAGGCCCACCGCAAGGCUCAUAAAAGAAUUUGAUCACUUAGAGGAAAUGUUUUUGAAAGAUAUUGGGAGCAAGCAUGGUAUUAUUUCAGGCUCACGAGAGAAUUCUCUUUAUAAUGGUCUUUGGGUAGCACAAGCAUUGCUACGUAAAGGAUCUGCAAGAACAGCUGACAAACGGAUACUUCUAUUUACAAAUGAAGAUGAUCCUUUUGGGACUAUUACUGGUGCAGCAAAAGCGGAUUUGAAAAGAACCACUCUGCAGAGGGCUAAAGACGCGCAAGAUCUGGGCAUCUCAAUUGAACUUCUCCCCUUAGGCAGGCCUGACGAAGAGUUCAAUUUCUCUCUUUUCUAUGCUGAAUUGAUUGGGAUGCAAGGUGAUGAUCUUGUUGAAUAUAUGUCCCUGGCAAAAUCAAGGUUGGAAGAGAUGCACAACCUGCUAAGAAAGCGAAUGUUCAAGAAGCGGGUAGUACGACGAAUCACAUUUAUUAUUUCCAGUGGAUUAUCCAUUGAAGUAAAUACAUAUGCCUUGAUUCGUCCAACUUUUCCAGGAGCAAUAACCUGGCUUGAUUCUGUUACCAAUCGUCCUCUAAAGACUGAAAGAUCAUUUAUCUGUGCUGAUACUGGAGCAUUAAUGCAAGAACCUGCUAAACGUUUUCAGGCUUACAAAAAUGAGAAUAUCAAGUUUUCUACGGAGGAGCUGUCAGAGAUUAAGAGAGUCUCGACUGGACAUCUUCGCUUACUUGGAUUUAAACCAUUAAGCUGCUUAAAAGAUUAUCACAACUUAAAGCCAUCAACAUUUAUUUUCCCCAGUGACAAGGAGGUUAUUGGCAGCACUUGCAUUUUUAUCGCUCUCCAUAGAUCUAUGUUGCGGCUUAGGCGUUUUGCAGUUGCAUUUUAUGGAGGCUCGUCGAAUCCUCGAUUAGUUGCUCUUGUUGCACAACAUGAGGUUAUUAGUGAUGGGGGUCAAAUUGAGCCACCUGGAAUGCACAUGAUAUAUCUUCCAUACUCUGAUGACAUCAGACCCAUUGAAGAGCUUCAUUCAGAUACAAAUGUCGCAGCAGCUCAAGCAAAUGAGGAUCAGAUCAAUAAGGCUGCAGCUUUAAUAAAGCGUCUUGAAUUAAAAGAUUUCUCAGUACACCAAUUUUCUAACACGGCCUUGCAGAAACACUAUGCAGUACUGCAGGCUUUAGCCCUACAGGAGGAUGAGAUGCCAGAAGUUAUAGAUGAAACAUGGCCUGAUGAAGAAGGCAUGUCUAGGCCAGGAGCUGUCAAGGCAUUAGAAGAAUUUAAGCUCUCUGUUUACGAGGACAAGUAUGAUGAAGAAAUUGAAUCGGCAAAAGCCAGUGAGACCUCGAGGAAACGAAAAGCCAUUGUUGAAGAUGCAGUUUCGGAGUGUGCGAAAUAUGACUGGGCUGACCUUGCUGACAAUGGAAAGUUGAAGAAUUUGACGGUGGUGGAAUUGAAGUAUUACUUGACAGCACACAACCUUCCUGUUGUUGGGAAGAAGGAAGUUCUGAUAAGCAGGAUAUUAACUCACAUGGGGAAGUGACCAAGUUGAGGAAUUUUAUGACAAAUCUCCUUUUUUUCCCCCCUGUAAUGGUUACAUUGGUUAAUGCUCUGUGAUUGCAUCAUUUUGGAAAGCUUCUGCAUGGCCGACUUUGGUUGGGGCAGCCAUUUUGUUGCUAUGAUUAGCAAUUGUGUAUGUGUUUUUGGAUUAAUAGUUUUGUAUUCGACUUAGUGUUAGUUUGCCUAAUCCCUAAUUUCCCCCAAUUUCGUCCCAUCUUGGAAUCAAAGAGGGAUUUGUAUAGCA
Molecule: messenger RNA, 2388 nt
Organism: Tripterygium wilfordii
Lineage: Eukaryota; Viridiplantae; Streptophyta; Magnoliopsida; Celastrales; Celastraceae
Product: ATP-dependent DNA helicase 2 subunit KU70
Exons: 19
Coding region: 250-2127 (625 amino acids)
Biological process (GO): cellular response to X-ray; double-strand break repair via nonhomologous end joining; telomere maintenance
Cellular component (GO): Ku70:Ku80 complex; nucleus
Molecular function (GO): telomeric repeat DNA binding; DNA helicase activity; double-stranded DNA binding
Source: RefSeq, a predicted model, not a curated record